Molecule: messenger RNA, 771 nt
Organism: Hibiscus syriacus
Lineage: Eukaryota; Viridiplantae; Streptophyta; Magnoliopsida; Malvales; Malvaceae
Exons: 2
Coding region: 1-771 (256 amino acids)
Source: RefSeq, a predicted model, not a curated record
AUGGCUCCCAUAUUAUCUUCCUCAUCCUUUCACCCUGCUCUUGUUGUUUCUAACAUCAAGACACAUGUUCUUCAUCAUAUUAUCCCACCGAAAUCUAAGGACGGGGAGGCCACAGAGCCGGCCACCCUUAGUCAGGAAGAACAAGAGUUGUGGGAUACGUUGGAUGCUGUUGUGGUUCAGUGGAUUUAUUUCACAAUUUCGACUGAUCUCUUGAAUACCGUUAUUGAAGCCGAUGUUUCUGCCAUGACUCUAUGGAAUCGUCUUCGUGAUUUGUUUCAGGAUAAUGAGAACUCUCGUGCUAUUUCCUUGGAACACGAGUUCAACAACACCUACUUGAAGGAUUUCUCCUCAGUUUUUGCAUAUUGCCAGCACCUCAAAACAUUUUUCGACCAACUCAAGAAUGUGGGUGCUCCGGUUUCGAACAAUCAUCUUGUUCUUCGCAUGGUGGGUGGUCUCACACCGGCUUACAAGGGAGUUGCUUCGGUUAUUCGCCUCAAAAAGGUACGACCACCUUUUUAUGAAGUUCGAUCGAUGCUGGCCUUAGAAGAAACCAGCAUGAAGGAGGCGACAACUGAUGAUGCGAUGAUGGUGACUAAUCAUGACACUGAUGAGAUUUCUAAUCAUCCUCCUCCAAGUCGCGCAUGUGGGAAACAGAACAAGCACCGCAACAACAACAAAAGCCGCAAACCUACUAGUAGUGGAGUUCAGACGCCGAGUGUUGGACGUGGUGGCAACCGUGGAGGUGGUCCGAACUUGGGCGGUGGUAAGUAG